AUGAUGCGUGCAGGCUACGAUGUGAAAUGCUUGGCAGGAGCUAUGACAUACCUGAAACGUUGCAGAAAGAUCAAUAUUAGUACAAGCAUACAUGCCUGGGUAAUGAGAAGGCUAAGACAGCGGAUUGGUAUCCUGCCGCAGAGGGGACUUACAUUCAAGUCGAAAGCAAGCAUUCGACAAUACCUGGAUAUCGAGCCUAGUAUGAUGCUUGAGAAUGCCAAUCGGAUUAGCCCUUUCAUGCUUAUGGGCCCGUCAUCGUCCAUCAUCCUAUGGAGAUCUUUCCCUACCAGCCUGCGCCAACUCCAGAUCUCACUCGAUCCGGAGUCUCCUCCAGACGAUACGAUUUCAGGAAGAAAAUGGGGCUUUGGUCUUCUUCAGUUUAUACACCUUCUGCCCGAGCUCUCCGAUCUCGAGCUUAGCUUUGAGCAUAGGGAUGAAGGAGGUCGAUUCUCCGAGAUUGCCAAGGACCUGUACAUCCCCAAACUAGAAAGUAUAACGCUUCACUUGAUCGAUACCACCAAGGAAGAUAUCACAAUCUUACUGCUGUGUCAUCACCGAACGCUCAGGACAGUGGUUUUAGAGUCGAUCGAGCUUGGUGGGGACCUGACAGCCUGGCGCUGGCUGAUUGAGGUUGUCUGGAGCAGCCUAGAGCUUGAUGAGUUCUGUAUUCUCUCAAGCGGGGCAGAGAGGAAAGAUGAGGAUUCUUCUUUUGCAAAAUUGGAGGAUAUGACAAUCGUAGAUAAUGAUAGCUAUAAUAAGGUUAUCGGAGGAUUAAUAUAG
Messenger RNA from Fusarium redolens, 780 nucleotides. RefSeq lists its product as uncharacterized. Lineage: Eukaryota; Fungi; Ascomycota; Sordariomycetes; Hypocreales; Nectriaceae. The transcript is spliced from 2 exons. The coding region runs from base 1 to 780 and encodes 259 amino acids. The record is from RefSeq and is a predicted model, not a curated record.